This is a messenger RNA of Penicillium taxi, 3021 nucleotides long. Its product is annotated as DNA ligase (ATP) DNL4. NCBI's taxonomy places the organism in Eukaryota, Fungi, Ascomycota, Eurotiomycetes, Eurotiales, Aspergillaceae. The coding region runs from base 1 to 3021 and encodes 1006 amino acids. Gene Ontology annotation, cellular component: DNA ligase IV complex. Gene Ontology annotation, molecular function: ATP binding; DNA binding; DNA ligase (ATP) activity. Gene Ontology annotation, biological process: double-strand break repair via nonhomologous end joining; DNA recombination; nucleotide-excision repair, DNA gap filling. The record is from RefSeq and is a predicted model, not a curated record. The transcript is spliced from 7 exons.
AUGGAUUCAGACGAUAUUGUCCCUGAUUCCACUCAAAUCUUUGAGGAGGAUCUGGAUGAAAAAUAUCCAAAUCGUCCACAUAAUCAUUCUAUAACUCUUCCAUUCCACGAGCUCUACUUGAAUUUGUUCGAUCCACUCAGCAAUAUCAAAAAGAAGCCAAUUGGAAGUGCCCCUUCUCGACGGAAAGUUGGACCUCAUAACAAAAAUACAGCAGGACUAAAUCCAUUUGAGCUUCGACGCGAUGUCAUCACUCGAUUUAUUUCGCGAUGGCGCAACGAAGUGGGCAAUGAUAUCUACCCAGCAUUUAGACUGAUCCUGCCUGAUAAGGACAGAGAUCGUGCAAUGUAUGGAAUGAAAGAGAAGGUCAUUGGGAAAAUGCUGGUGAAGAUUAUGAAGAUCACCAAAGAGUCAGAAGAUGGCUAUAAUCUGCUUAAUUGGAAGCUACCAGGCCAGUCUACGGCUACUCGAAUGGCGGGAGACUUUGCUGGGCGGUGCCACGAUGUUCUUUCAAAGCGCCCGAUGCGUACUGACCCAGGCAAUAUGACUAUUGAAGAAGUAAACGAGAAAUUGAACCAACUUUCGGCGGCCGCGAAGGAGGACCAGCAAUUACCAAUUUUGACUGAUUUUUACCGGCGCAUGAACCCUGAUGAACUCACAUGGCUCAUUCGUAUUAUCCUUCGUCAGAUGAAAGUUGGGGCGUCUGAGUGCACCUUCUUUAAUGUCUGGCACCCUGAUGCUGAGAACCUGUAUAGUAUCUCCAGCAGUCUUCGACGCGUAUGCUGGGACCUACCAGAUCCCAAUAUUCGGUUAGAGGCCGAGGAUCGUGGCGUUGGGCUCAUGCAAUGCUUCCAGCCCCAGCUCGCUCAAUUUCAGAUGCAUUCGUUUGACAAAAUGAUUUUGCGAAUGCAAACGACCGAGGAAGACCCAGUGUUUUGGAUUGAAGAGAAGUUGGAUGGAGAGCGUAUGCAGCUUCACAUGACUUCUGAUGAAUCAGUCUCUGGUGGUAGAAAGUUCGCGUUCUGGUCACGAAAAGCCAAAGAGUAUACCUAUCUUUAUGGUCAUGGGAUAGAUGACAAAAAUGGAGCACUAACCAGGCAUUUGAAGGAUGCUUUUGUUGAUGGGGUGCAGAGUCUCAUUCUUGACGGAGAAAUGAUCACUUGGGACCCUGAGCAAGAUGCGAUGAUCCCCUUCGGCACUCUAAAGACUGCAGCCUUAGCAGAGCAACGCAACCCCUUUUCGAACGGACCGCGGCCACUGUUUCGGGUUUUUGACAUUCUGUAUUUGAAUGGACGUGCUUUGACAAGAUAUACUCUUCGGGAUCGGCGUAAUGCCUUGCAGAAGACCAUUAAACCUGUUCAUCGGCGGUUCGAGAUUCACCCGUAUGAAGAAGCCACCUCUGCGGCGGAGAUUGAAACUUCCCUACGAAAGGUUGUUGCUGAGGCCUCCGAGGGUCUUGUUUUGAAAAACCCUCGAUCCCCGUACCGACUUAAUGAGCGCCAUGAUGACUGGAUGAAAGUAAAGCCUGACUACAUGACCGAGUUUGGCGAGUCCCUCGAUUUAGUCGUGGUUGGAGGCUACUAUGGUCAGGGUCACCGAGGAGGUAAUCUAGCAAGCUUUUUGUGUGGUCUACGUGUUGACAGCAAUGAUGGGUCCUCACAAAGUGGAAAUCCCGAAAAGUGCUGGUCUUUCUGUAAAGUUGGAGGCGGAUUCAACGCUGCCGACUAUCAGGAAAUCCGCCAUAACACAGAUGGUAAGUGGACUGAGUGGGAUGCGAAGAAGCCACCAUCUUUCUUAAUAGAACUAGCCGGCGGAGACCUUCAAUACGAACGACCUGAUGUGUGGAUCAGGCCUUCUGAUUCAGUCGUUGUCUGUGUGAAAGCAGCCUCAGUCUGUGGGAGUGACCAAUUCCGCAUGGGCCUCACACUCCGUUUUCCUCGGUUCAAACGGCUGCGAAGGGAUAAGAACUGGAAAAAUGCCUUGUCAGUGCAGGAAUUUAUGGACCUGAAAUCCAAUCUUGAGCAAGAGCAACGGGAAAAGGAGUUUUCGGUGGAAAGCUCUCGGACUAAACGUAUCAAGAAAACAGAAAAGAAACCCAUGAAUAUUGCUGGAUAUGAUGGAAAUCAGAAUGUUCAAUAUUCCGGACCUUCAGGCCAUAUAUUUGAACACCUGAACUUCUUUAUCAUGACCGAGUCAAACGUUGACGGGAAGAAGUCAAAAGGUGAACUUGAACAGCUGGUCAAAGCUAAUGGAGGCAAGAUUUAUCAAACCAACACCGCUGCGCCUGACACGAUUUGUAUUGCCGAGCGAAAGACGGUCAAAGUAGCUUCAGUGCAAAAACGAGGCGAUGCCAAUAUCGUCAAACCAUCUUGGCUGUUUGACUGUAUCAAACAAAACGAGAAAGAUGUGGGGCUGCCAGACUUCCUGUUACCGUUUGAGCCUAGACACAUGUUAUUCAUCACCGAGGGCGGAGAUGCAGAAAUAGUCAUCAAUGCCGAUCGAUUUACGGACAGCUAUGCUCGUGAUACAAAUGUGGAUGAGCUCCGAGAGACUUUAAAGCAGAUGGCUCUUAUCAAGAGCCAGAAUGCCCCUCCUCUCGAUCUGCCUACACUACAUGAAAUUGAAGGCCUUAUCCAAGAUAAAAUUCACUCAGGCUACACAGCUUCCUGUGGCUGGCUCUUUCGUGGCCUCAAGUUUUUGUUCUUCUCAGGACGUCAAACAGACGGGGAAGAUGAGCACAUGGAUUCGGAAGAGUUCAAGGUCGAUGACAAUCGACUCACUCUUGCGCAAAACACUGCUCUGUUUGGCGGGGCAGAUUGUGUCCUUUCGAUUGAUACUGCCGAUAUCACGCACAUAAUUGUCAACCUGCAGAGGGUAGAAUCAGUUGAUAUCACCUCCCUGCGAAAUACCUUGGCUGCUGCCACGGGCAGGAAGAUACCACAUCUUGUCAGUUUUGAAUGGGUCGAGGAGAGUUGGAAAAGUGGGACAUUGUUGGAUGAAGAAGGGUUCCACGUCCCUCGGUAG